Molecule: messenger RNA, 547 nt
Organism: Durusdinium trenchii
Lineage: Eukaryota; Dinophyceae; Suessiales; Symbiodiniaceae
Source: the annotation of a GenBank genome assembly
GUUGAGGACUUCAAGCGACGUCGUCAGACUGAACUGAAGCACGGCCGUAUCUCGAUGUUGGCCACAAUGGGAUACAUUACGCCGGAGAUCACUGGAAAGUUGCCAGGAUACCUUUCGCCAUCAGCAGGCCUGAAGUUUGCCGACGUGCCCAACGGACUUGCGGCCAUUUCCAAGGUGCCUGCAGCAGGUUGGGGACAGAUCUUGGCCUACAUGGCAUUCUGCGAGGUUUCCCAGGAUCAGUCUCCUGGCACACCUGCUGCUGCGGGAGACUUUGGCUUCAAGGUCUUGACUUCAUCUGAUCCUGCAGAGAAGACUAAAAAAACUCUCAGCCGAGCUGGCAAACGGCCGACUUGCAAUGAUGGCGAUCAUCGGAAUGUUUUUCCAGGAUGGCUUGACCGGCAGUGCCUGGGGAGACUGGGCCAACUACACCGCAUCUCCUUUGCGAGCAUUCGAGAAUGAGUUGGGAGUGCAAGAGCCAGUUGGGUUUUGGGAUCCGGCCGGCUUCACGGCGGAUGGCAGCGUUGAGGACUUCAAGCGACGUCGUCAG